AUGUGGAGAGGAAUCCUUUCUACAAUUCUACUUCAGAGUGUGCAAAGAAGCAUCUAUACAACUUUGAGCAGCUUUGCCACUACUAUGGUCUUGGAGACAACCCCAAGAAGAUACAAUUUCCAACUAUCACUAGCUGGACAAGCCAAAGAAUGGGUGAACUUCAAUGCCCAACAUGCCUUCAAGACUUGGAAGGAUACAAAGGAAGCUUUCCUUUACAGAUUUGAUAAAGGUCCGAUUUAUGUUCCACCACCACGCCCCAGCUAUUCACAACACCAUCCAUCAUCACCAGACAUAAAUCAGACACUUUUCCCCAAGGAGAGUAUCAAGCUGCGCGCCAACCAAGAUUGA
Microthlaspi erraticum is the source of this 348-nucleotide messenger RNA. NCBI's taxonomy places the organism in Eukaryota, Viridiplantae, Streptophyta, Magnoliopsida, Brassicales, Brassicaceae. The record is from the annotation of a GenBank genome assembly.